CUGAGGGAGGCGGUCGGCGUCGCGCUCUCUCUCUCCGGGAUGAUGAUGUCCCGCUGGCUGCGCGGGCUUUGCGCCUUGGGCGCCCGGGGCCAGUGGCUGAGCGGCCCCAGGCCUUUCUCCUCAGGGGGCUCCCGCUGGAGGCGGCCGGCGGUGGCCUGGAGCGCGACGGCGGCGGCGGUGGCGGCGGCGUCUGCGUUGGCGGGGCUGGGCCUGGCGCGUCGGGCGGAGAUGGAGGAGCUGCAGGAGGAGGAGGAGGAGGACGUGGGGCGCCGUUGCGAGCGGUUCAUGGCGCCGCCGGUGAGCGGCCUGGGCGCGCUGCGGGGCCUACGCGGGGAGAUGCGGGGCCGCAUGGAGCUGCUCAUCAUGGAGACCCAGAGCCAGGUGUGCAGGGCCCUGGCCGAGCUCGACCGAGGCGCCUCCUUCACCGUCGACCGCUGGGAGAGGAAGGAAGGUGACCCAAAAGGGCCCAAGGGGAGCCGGGGAAGGAGGAAGGAAGGAAGGACGGCCGGGGAGCUCAGCCUCGGGCUUAAGGAGACUCCGUGCGAAGGGGAUCUGGAGUCCAAGUAGAGCACAAGUGGAACAGGAGUUAAUGGUGCGAUGCGGCAGCUAACAAGGCCAAUGCGAUUUUAGGCUGCAUCAGUAAAAGUACAGUCUCUAGAUCAAGAGAAGUAA
Sceloporus undulatus (fence lizard) is the source of this 672-nucleotide messenger RNA. RefSeq names its product oxygen-dependent coproporphyrinogen-III oxidase, mitochondrial-like. The record is from RefSeq and is a predicted model, not a curated record. Gene Ontology annotation, biological process: porphyrin-containing compound biosynthetic process. The transcript has a single exon. Lineage: Eukaryota; Metazoa; Chordata; Lepidosauria; Squamata; Phrynosomatidae. Gene Ontology annotation, molecular function: coproporphyrinogen oxidase activity. The coding region runs from base 40 to 567 and encodes 175 amino acids.